This is a messenger RNA of Xenia sp. Carnegie-2017, 4161 nucleotides long. RefSeq names its product neurabin-1-like. The record is from RefSeq and is a predicted model, not a curated record. Gene Ontology annotation, biological process: actin filament organization; calcium-mediated signaling; neuron projection development. The transcript has 14 exons. Gene Ontology annotation, cellular component: cytoplasm; actin cytoskeleton; dendrite. NCBI's taxonomy places the organism in Eukaryota, Metazoa, Cnidaria, Anthozoa, Malacalcyonacea, Xeniidae. The coding region runs from base 432 to 3818 and encodes 1128 amino acids. Gene Ontology annotation, molecular function: actin filament binding.
UUCUCGACUGUGUUUUGAACCUGUGAAAUUAUUGUCGAUUGUAAUCUUCAUUUAUUUUUGAACUAAUUUUUCCGAAAUGAUUUUUGACUGCUAUAUUUGAUGAAAUACUUAAUGAAACGUAGUCCUGCUUUGAAAUGCCAAAUUUGAAAUUAAUUGCUGUAUAAAAUUAAAUGUCGAAAUAUGGCUUGCUAACGUCAAGGCACAAUGAAUACAAUGACACGAAUUUAAAUUAUGCUCAGACGACCAGGAAAAAACAGGACGAAGUCGAAACUGUAUUAGAUGAACUUUGGUGGGCGAAAAACAGCUGAACUUGAGUGAGACGCUUUUUAACAAGAGGGAAACAAACAUUGUCAGUAAAGAAACAAACUGUGUCGUAAAAAUCCUCUUCAAACUGACAGUCAAAGUUCAACGACGUUUCUAAAAGCAAUGCAAUGUUUCGAGAGGAAAAGGUAGUGUCUUUUGGUCGUUUGAAUAAUUUACAGAACAAACUUCUACCUGCAGAUAAACAAACUGCGGUACGAGCAAAUAUGUACAAUACAAACUCUAGCGCUGUGUCACGCGUGGCUAGGGCAGACAGACUAUCUUCUCAUAUAGAUGAUCGCUCUGACCGAAGACUACGUGUGAAAGACUUACGUGAUCUGUUCGAUUCAGGGAAUUCGGAACAGAAAGCGGUAAAUCUUAAGAAAAGAGAGUUUGGUGGUGUGGGCAAUGUGCACUCGACGAUAAGCAAUACUGAUCACCUUGCGUCAAGAGACACUUUCGCCACCGACAAGGAAACUGUAAAAACAAAGACGGCCAUAGGUUACGAAGGAAGCAAACAUGGAGAUAUUGAUAGUAAUGCCAGCUAUGUCGUUGACCACGGAUCAAUAACAAAUUCUACUGGCUUCGUUAAUAGAACUAGAGUGCACACAGCCCCUGUGCAGUCGACAAAUUCAAAUGGGGAUGCUAUCAGUGACAGAGAACAAUCUCUUCAAGGCAUCAAGCUAAGUCGUGAGGAAGCCAAACAUGCAUGGAGAUUAAGUCUUCGAGCUGUACCAAAAGAAAGUUCUAGUGAGGAUGACUCAAGCAAUGACUCUAGCAGUGAAAAUAAUUUGGAUGAUUCACAUCAUCAAAUUAGUGACGAGAAAGUUAUUAAAAUGCUUCAGAAAUACCAUGCAACUGAGGAGCUGAAGAAAAUGUUUGAUGGACCAGAAGCAUUUCGUGAAACCACAAAGAGACAGUCAAUACAUGCAGCUAAUGAUACUAGAGAUAACUAUACCAAAACAGUUGAGAAUGGGCCCUCUUUAAUGUCAACUGCAGAGUAUGAUGAAAAAACGCAAUCAUCUGAAGAAGGUUCUGUAAAAGAUGAGAAAGAACAAGAUGGUAUCUCUCAAGAGAAUGCCACCAAUGAAUCUAUCAUAAAUCAUCAUUUGGCACCAGAAGAUGCCAUGAAUGUUUCUCACUUUCUUGCUAGUCCAACUACUCCACGUCGCAAUGUCACUUCCAAUGGCACAGAAACGACAACAGAAGAUUCUCAAGUAAAUGUCAGCAGCCAUCAAGCUGAUAAUUACUUAUCUUUGUACAAUAACUUUUUAAAACAAGAGGGUGUUACCUCAGAAGUGAAUACUCCCCAACAAAAGAUGACUCCCCGCUAUAUCAGGGAGACAUUUCGACCACCAAUGUACUCAACAGAUAGUGAGGGGGAUUUAAAUAGUGAGAAACAAACAGACCAUGAAGAAAUGAAAACAAAAGUGAGCAAUGAGAAGUUGUUGCCUAGAGACAAUAGCAUUGAUGAUUUAAUGCCUAAGGAUUAUGAUGAUGAAACUCAAGAUGAUCAAGCUCCGGAAUCCUCUUAUGAUGACAGUGAUGUUGGUAGUAUGACCACUCCAGAACAUCAGUCAGACUUUCAGUUUAAUUAUUCCGUCAAUCAUUCAAAUGACCUUGACAGUGAGACAGAGGCGACAAUGGCCCCAAAGAAACGUGGAGUUAGAUUUUCUGAUAGCCCACACACAGUAUUUGAGGUUGAUCAUCCUCUAGACUAUGAUAGAGGCAAUGAUGAUAUUGAUCCUGUUAGUUCAUCUGCCGAGUGGGAGUUGGAAAAACGAGUUGAAAAAAUGGACAUUUUCUCUGUUGAUUUGGAUAAAGGAGAUCAGCGUGGGCUGGGUUUAAGCAUUGUUGGUCUUGGUGUCGGAACUGAUUCUGGUGUUGAAAAGCUGGGAAUUUUUGUCAAAUCUCUCACAUCAGGAGGUGCUGCUGAAGCAGAUGGAAGAAUCGAGGUGAAUGAUCAGAUUUUGGAAGUCGAUGAUGUUUCUCUCGUUGGUGUUUCACAAAUGUUUGCAGCUCGAACAUUGAAGAACACCAAAGGAACAGUGAAGUUUUUAAUGGGCCGAGAAAAGGGGCGUCAUGUAAAUAAGGUUGAUGACGAAAAAUACAAAAUGAAAUGCGAGGAAAUUGAGCUGGAGUUGAAUGAGGCCAGACAAAGAAUUCGUGAACUUGAGGCUGAGAAACUUGUCAACAAGGUGACAGAAAAUACGUCAUUGGAUGAAAGUGAUACAAAUACUUCCACGCUUGAAUUGAGGUUGUUCAAAGCAGAGGAGAGUCUAGCUGUUGCCGAACGUGAACAUAAUGAUCUUGUGAAACAGUUAGAGGAAAGCAAAAGACUAUAUGCUAAUGUUCAGAAGAAGAACGCCUCUUUAAAAGAUGAACUGAUAAGGAAAAACAAUUUAGAGUUGGAAAAUGAGAAGACGAUAAAACGACUCCAAGAAAGGAUAAGACAACUUGAAGCGUCUUUCAACAAUCAAAGCGACCGGAAAAUGAGUCGAAGCCAAGGCAACAAGGAUGAUAGCAGUAUAUUUGAUCAAUAUAUUCGACCGUCCCACUCGGAAUUAGAGGCAAGUAAUAGUCAUGAGAGCGAAAGCGACAUGGACGAAAUUGUGAAGGCUACAGCAUCGGCUCAGGUGCCUAUGAGGCAAGCUAGGGAUGGUAGACCAGCGUUGUCACGUGACCACCCACAGCGUCUUAGUCUUGAUUUGGAUCGGGAGAAAGAGGCUGAGAUAAAGAGCAAAUCUCUCGACGAUCUAAUGGAGAAAGUUCGGGAAUAUGCAGAAGAUUCUGAGCAGGAAUCCAGACGACCAGGACGACCGCUGACCAGUUAUUACGCUGACAAAGACGAGCCAGACACGUCUUCCAGAGUACAACCGCUGGCUAUGUUGUCGGAUGAUCGCAGACACAAAGAAGGACAAAAUGGCUUAUCUCGCAACAAAAACCUAAAAAUUAUGAGAGAAGACUCCAGAUCCAGAUCUUUAGACAAUCUGAGUGGUAGCUCUUCAAAUGAUUUAAAUGUGAAGUCUCUUGCUUCGUCGAUGGCUAAUCGAAUUCCAAUGAAUCAUCCACGAACUAAAUCUUCGAAUCAAGUACUAUCCAGUGGCUCAAGUUUGGAUGGUAUGAACGAAAAUGAUUCCCUGAUGAUGGCCAGUUCUGGCUCUCUUCAGGAUGAAACAAAAUCUCCUAUGGCGGAGUGGAAGAGCCUACCGCUGACCCAUUGGAAUGCACAACAUGUAAGCAAUUGGCUUAUUUUCAUCGAAUUAGGAGAAUAUUGUGAUCUGUUUACCUCGAAUGGCAUAAAUGGAAAUGGCCUGCUAACGAUGGACACUGCACAAAUUAAGACUCUCGGUGUACAACCUAAACACCAGAAGAUCUUGAAGAAGAAGCUUAAAGAAUUGCGAGGCGAAAUGGAGAAACAAGAGAAACAAAGAAUAAAGGACCACAAAAAGGACGCGAGGAAGCCAAAGAAAGGACCAUUUUGGAAAGGAAAGUACGAUUUAUCAAAUCAGCAAUAAAUAUAUUCAUCGAUCUGCACUUAUGAAGUAUGCUCGACACAAAAUACUACACGAGCUUACUCGAAGGUAACACAGAACAACUUAUUUUAACACUGAUGCAAUCGGCACGAUGUAAACCAAAAUAUUUUCGCAAUUCUCCGUCAUUUGGUGACUGCCAUCAAAUGAUUGACAUAAAUAAUUAAUUCUCUAUGCUGUUUGUUUUAAUAUAAUAUAUUCAAUUUUAAUUCCAAGUGGAAGUCAAUGUUUGAGGCAAGUAUUGUGUCGCCUCGAUCCUAUUUUAUAACACCGAUAAUUUAUGUAAGUUAUUACGAAGUAGUUUGUAAUAAACAUAUUUUUUUAUUUA